CGCGCCUCGCUAUUCAGCUCGAUUUCUAAUCGUUCGUCCGCCGCACUCGACUUAACAAGUCAAUAGGCAAGGUUGGCUCUGCCUCGGUUCAAGUGCCUCGAGUAUAAAACAGCAGCAGACCCCAGUGUCAUUGUCGAGAAGAUCAAGAGCAAGCAAGUCAGCCGGUAUUCUCGCCCAUCUCCCAGUAUAGCCUCCCCAACUCAUCAACAUCACCAUGUUGGCAUAUCUCACCUCUGCAGUCGUCGUCCUCGGGGCCACGCUCGCCGUAACAACAGCAGCCCUCGCUGAGCCCCAUGGACCCCAACCGCCAUUUGCCUCCUGCUCACCAGUCUCAUUCACCAUCUCAGCGACGUCGCAAAAACGUCUUGUUGCUGCGCACGGCGGCGAGGACGCGGUGCAGGAUCUCGAGCGGGCUGCUGCCGUGGCUCAGCCGGUUGAGCGCCAGCGUGUGGCAGCCCACUACGUUGGCGUAGCCCUGGUAGUUGUAGCGCGCGCGCCCUGGCCGAGACCCGACCACAGGGUCUUGUCGUACGUCGCGCCGUGGAUGAGCACCUGAAGGGUGCCCCGUACUUGAGCCGUGGUUGGCUUGCAGUAGAUGCCGGUCACGGCGAAGGUGCCGCUGACUUGGCGGGUGCCGUUGGUCGCGACGCCGGUUGUCGAGGCCGCAUGCAGGAAGGCGAUGAUCUGGCUGGCGUUGUUGGCGACGGGCGGCACGGUGAACCGCAGCAACGCCCUGGGCCGCUCCUUCGCCAAAAUCGCCUACGUCGGUCACUCGCUCGGCUCAGUCCUCGGCGCGGCGAUCGUGCGCACGUACCCGUCCGACGCCGACGCGCUGGUCU
This is a messenger RNA of Lasiosphaeria miniovina, 839 nucleotides long. RefSeq lists its product as uncharacterized. Lineage: Eukaryota; Fungi; Ascomycota; Sordariomycetes; Sordariales; Lasiosphaeriaceae. The coding region runs from base 215 to 556 and encodes 113 amino acids. The transcript has a single exon. The record is from RefSeq and is a predicted model, not a curated record.